UUUCGACGUUAAAGUAACAGUUAAUUUGUAGCGCAAUACACCAACGACACCAAACUACUCUGAUUAAAACAAUAUAGCCGAGAACCUGUUUCGAUUUGCCCCCAACUAACAUGAAGGCAACAUUGUGAGAAAUCCGAGCCGACACGAGUUCCUUGGAGGCAUCAGCGUCAAUAAUGCCGGAAGUGGUUUUGUCCCGACGGGAAGUGGAUUCUUUAUAAAAGUUGUCUUUUGUUCCACCAGUUGAAUGCCUCUGCUGCCUUAUGAUUUAAGUGAAAUCGCAUCGAGUCAUCCUUUUUGUCGCCAAGCUUGCGCCAAUUCAGUCAUGUCACGGUAGAAAACGGCGUGUAAAGAACCAAGGUGAACUUAAAGCGGCAACAUGGCCAUCGCCCACGCGGCCACAGAGUAUGUGUUCAGCGACUUUCUGCUGAAGGAUCCCAACCAGGCUCGAUACCGCAGUGUCCGCACCGAGCUGGCGGUGGACAAAAUGGUGACGUGCGUGGCUGUGGGCCUCCCCCUACUCCUCAUCUCGCUGGCCUUUGCUCAGGAAGUCUCUGUCGGCACUCAGAUCAGCUGCUUUGCUCCCACCAACUUCUCCUGGCGACAGGCGGCGUACGUCGACUCGUACUGCUGGGCCUCCGUGCACACGCACACGCUCCCCCUAUGGCUGCACAAGUUCUUCCCGUACAUCCUGCUGCUGGUGGCGAUGCUGACGUACACGCCGGCCUUGUUCUGGAGAUUUUCUUCAGCGCCGCUCCUGCAGUCGGACCUGGGCUUCAUCAUGGAGGAGUUAGACCGCUGUUACAAUCGCGCCGUCACGCUGGCAAAGCGGAUGACCACCACAGGAGUGCAGGGUGCAGACAGCGACCCCACUGAGGGCUGCUUCAACUACCCGCUGGUGGAGAAGUUCCUGAUGACCAAGCGAUGCUCGCGGGUGCUGCUGCUUCGUUACCUGCUGUGCCGCGGCCUGACGCUAGCCACGCUGCUGUGCGCCUGCCUCUACCUGGCCUACUACCUCCGCCUGGCGUCUCUCACCGACGACUUUGGCUGCACGCUGAGAGUGGGCCUGCUCGCUAACGACUCCACCGUCCCCGACAAGGUGCAGUGUAAGCUCAUCGCUGUGGGAGUCUUCACGCUGCUCAGCCUCGUCAACCUGAUCAUCUUUGCUGCGCUGAUCCCCGUGGUCUUCUACGCCAGCCUCCGCCCACUCCUUUGUCACGGGUACGCACACUUCCUGGAAACCUACCAAUCACUGCCUACAGUGAGCGUCCUGCCCAACCCGAGCGGCCAGUGGGACGACCUGUCUCUGUAUGUGCUCUUCCUGGAGGAGAACAUCAGUGAACUCAAGUCGUACAAGUACAUGAAGGUGCUGGAGUUGCUGAAGAAAGGAGGAGAAUGCUCUGGGGAGGACUUUGAUGCCAUGGGUCUGCUGCAGACGCUCUGUCUGGUCAAGAUGGACUCUGUGGAUUAUAGAAAAGCCCCCGAAGCCACGGCCAAACCCGAUCAGCUUGUCAUAGAUGCAGAAGGGUUGUCCGAGAACAACUCGACGAGCCCCAGCACAGGUGCCGACAGUAAAAUGGCAACUGAAAUGAAAGAGUUCACUCCCCUGCUGCCGGGCAACGGCGACGUGACGGGCAGCAAAACAAACAGCGAGGGCGGGGCUCUGCGGCAGCGAGCCAUGUGAUAGGUUGCUGGUGUCUCAGCGGAAGCGGAGUCCACUGCACGUCCGGGUGCGCAAAUGGUUCUGACGAUGCAGACGAUGAUGGGGAAGUGAGCGAAACGCUUCAGAGCCCUGUGAUGUCAUCCGCUUAUUUGCAUGUUUCUGUACAUUGCGUGUGUGUUUGUGUGUUUGAAGUCAAUGUAGUGUUUACAUUAGGAAAUACCACUGCCCUCCUUCCACUUAGACCACAAAACUGUGGUCAUGUGACUACUUCUACCAUCCACAGCCAUUAAUGAUCACAGUGAUGGUCAUUCAAAGAAAAUUUGAUGUAUUUGCACUCUUUUUGACUUUAUGACAUUGCUAAACACCUUUUAAGGCAACAUUCAAGAAGUAUCUGAUUAUGAUAAUGUCAUUUCUACCCUGGGAACUUACUGGAAGCUUGUUUUCAUUGUAAUGUUGAAAUGAUGCUUCACAAUGAUGGUACGUGCUGGGUGACUCGAUGACGUGAAUGUUUAUUUAAGACUGAAAUGAAACAUGUCCUGAUCAAAUACAACUAAUAGUCGCUUCUUAACAAUGUGUCUACUACCGUUUCUCUUGGCAGCAUGAAUGUAAAGUUUUAUUGACCAUACUGGUGAAGAUGUCACGUGCAAGUUUUGAGGCUCUGGGAAAUUUUUUAAAGUGGUACUUUGUCACAACUUUUCUAGCAAUGAAACAUACUGGUUUUACAUCAGUCCUUUGAAAAAUAAACUUGCUGCUGAGUGCUUUGA
Molecule: messenger RNA, 2424 nt
Organism: Doryrhamphus excisus (bluestripe pipefish)
Lineage: Eukaryota; Metazoa; Chordata; Actinopteri; Syngnathiformes; Syngnathidae
Product: pannexin-1-like
Biological process (GO): monoatomic cation transport; cell-cell signaling; positive regulation of interleukin-1 production
Cellular component (GO): plasma membrane
Molecular function (GO): wide pore channel activity
Source: RefSeq, a predicted model, not a curated record